Messenger RNA from Protopterus annectens (West African lungfish), 2503 nucleotides. RefSeq names its product calcium homeostasis endoplasmic reticulum protein-like. Gene Ontology annotation, biological process: intracellular calcium ion homeostasis. Lineage: Eukaryota; Metazoa; Chordata; Ceratodontiformes; Protopteridae. The record is from RefSeq and is a predicted model, not a curated record. Gene Ontology annotation, cellular component: perinuclear region of cytoplasm. Gene Ontology annotation, molecular function: nucleic acid binding.
AACUGUUUUAUUUUUAGGCUGGCAAAAACUGGAUGUUUAAUAAUGCCAAAAGUCCUCAACACUGUGAAUUGAUGGCAGGACAUCUUCGCGGACGAAUCACAGCAGAAGGAGCUCAUUUUGAACUGAGACUACAUUUAAUUUACUUGAUAAAUGAUGUACUUCACCAUUGCCAGCGGAAAAAUGCCAGAGAUCUUCUAGCUUCCUUACAGAAGGUAGUGGUGCCUAUUUACUGUACCAGCUUUCUUGCAGUUGAGGAGGAUAAGCAGCAGAAAAUUGCAAGGUUGUUGCAGCUUUGGGAGAAGAAUGGCUAUUUUGAUGAGUCUAUCAUUCAGCAGCUUCAGAGCCCUGCCCUUGGCCUUGGACAGCAUCAGGCCUCUCUGCUUACAGAGUAUGCCACAGUAGUGCAGCCUAUUCAGGCAGCAUUCCAGCAGCAAAUCCAGAGUAUGAAAACACAGCAUGAAGAGCUUGUGGAAAACUGGAAGCAGCAACUACAGCAGGAGCAGGAACAGCAGCAACAGUUGCUACUGCAACAACAGCAGGAGAUGCAACUACUGCAGCAGCAGCAAGAGCAGCAACUUCAGCAGGAACAGCAACAGAUGCAGCAACAGCAGCAGGCAUCACAGAUACCACUUCUUGAGAGUGAACCAAGACCAGCAUCUCCUGUUUCUGGCCCUGCCCAGAGUGCACAAGGGUCAUCAUCUGUCUCACAGUCAGGUAAAUGGAGUGAUCCGGAAAUGACUCAUUUCAACCAUGACUUAGGUCAAAGAAAAGAAAAAGAUGAAGGCAAACCUAUUCCAACUACAUCUGAUUAUGAUAUGCCACAGAAUGACCCUGGUGCAGGUGGAACUCGAGGACCUGGUCCUGGACCUGGACCUGGGCAUCAUGAGCAAAUACCUCAAAGUAAACCUCCAUGGUUUGAACAGCCUCAACCUCAGCCUCAACCUCAGUCUCAUCCUAUUGCACCUUGGGGUCAGCAGCAGCCAUAUGAUCAGCCUCCUUAUCCUCCUCAUCAGGGACCCCCUCAUGGACCCCCAUGGAACAGUGGACCGGAAGGAAUGUGGAAUGAGCAGAGAGAGCCAGGGUGGAACAAUCAACGGGAUGCUCCCUGGAACAAUCAGCCUGAUCCUGCCUGGAAUAACUUUGAAGCUCCAUGGAAUAACCAGCAUGAGCAGCCUCCAUGGGGUGGCCAGAGAGAGCCACCAUUUCGAAUGCAGAGGCCGCCUCAUUUCAGAGGUCCUUUUCCACCACAUCAACAGCAUCCCCAGUUUAAUCAGCCCCAUCACCCUCAAAAUUUUAACCGCUUUCCUCCACGGUUUAUGCAGGAAGAGUUCCCACCACGUCAUCAUUUUGAAAGACCACCAUAUCCACAUCGUUUUGAUUUCCCCCAAGGAGAGUUCCCUCCAGACAUGGGACCACCACAUCAUCACCCUGGACAUCGAAUGCCUGUUCCUAAUAUGGGGGAACACCCUCCUUGGGGAGGCCCACAGCACCCAGAGUUUGGCCCUCCGCCUCAUGGUUUUAAUGGACAGCCUCCACAUAUGCGAAGGCAAGGGCCUCCUCAUAUAAACCAUGAUGACCCAAGUUUGGUGCCAAAUGUUCCAUACUUUGAUUUGCCUGCUGGACUGAUGGCCCCCCUUGUGAAGCUUGAAGACCACGAGUACAAGCCGUUGGAUCCUAAAGAUAUUCGUCUUCCACCCCCUAUGCCCCCCAGUGAAAGGCUACUUGCUGCAGUUGAGGCGUUUUAUAGCCCACCUUCACACGAUAGACCUAGAAACAGUGAAGGAUGGGAGCAGAAUGGACUGUACGAGUUCUUCAGAGCAAAAAUGAGAGCCAGAAGAAAAGAAAAGGAAAAGCGAAACAGCAGUGGUCAUUCCAGGUCUCCCAGCCCAGCUGGAAGCAGAGGACGUUCAUCUUCUCGUUCCCGCUCACGUUCCUCAAGAUCAUCUCGAUCAUAUUCCAGGUCUCGAUCUAGAUCCCGCUCCCGUUCUCGUUCUCGAUCCAGAACCUAUUCACGUUCACGAUCCAGAAGUCGGAGUAGAUCUCGUUCUUCUCGAAGCCGGUCACGUUCUAGGUCACGUUCUCGUUCUCGAUCAUAUUCCUCUGAUAGAAGGCAACGAUCAAAGUCCAGAAGUCCCACACCACCUUCAACCAGUGGCUUAGGUACAGGAGGUGCCACUGCCAUUCCCGAUCUGAGACUAGGAGAAGAGAACAAAGGGCAUCAGAUGCUGAUGAAAAUGGUGAAGCGAGAACCGACAGACCCUCCAGUCCAAGAGUGAUAUACGCCCGAUCCUGAAGUCCAUACAUUUUAUUUUAGUGCUGAAUUUUAUUAGAAAAAGAAAACAUUUUUGCAGACCAUUUUAGGUUGUUUUAUAAAACUGGCAGCAGAAAGGUUCAACAGUCAUUUACCAUCUUGCUUAGGUAAUGAUUGAUGCCAUUUCUGCUAAUUUGAGAGGUAAUUUGUUUUACCUAAUAAAUAUUGUAUUAUAUCUGUUGAUUAAGUUAA